AUCAGCCUUCAGUUCCCAAACAAACUUCACCAACUCACACUCCGAGCCGCAACUUUUCCUCCUCCAGCUCUUUCUCCGUUGAAAACCCCCUGUCUCCAGCCAGAUCCGCAGGGAAAACAGCAGAAAUGUCCCCUCCGUCAGCACGGCUGCAAACCAAACCCGUGAUAACGUGUCUGAAGACGUUUCUCAUUUCGUACAGUUUGAUUUUCUGGUUCACAGGGGUGAUCCUGUUGGCUGUGGGAGUCUGGGGAAAGGUUAAUUUGGAGUUCGACCUCCUUGUGAAAUCAGAACAUGGCACCAAUGCUCCAUAUGUCCUCAUCGGGACCGGAGCUGUCAUCAUCAUCUUCGGGCUGUUCGGCUGCUUCGCGACCUGCCGUGGAAGUCCAUGGAUGCUGAAACUGUAUGCCAUGUUCCUGGUGCUUGUGUUCUUAGCUGAACUAGUGGCAGGUAUAUCUGGAUUUAUUUUCAGACAUGAGAUAAAAGCAGUGCUUCAGGGGGCCUACCAAACUGCUGAAAAGAGUUACAAUGGUAAAGAUGAUGAAGAUCUGGACCGGAUCCAAAGAACGCUGCAAUGUUGUGGAGAGAAGAACUACACAAGCUGGGCCAAAACAAAGUACUUUGAAAACGAGGGCAUCCCCAAAAGCUGCUGUAACGUGACUGCUGGUGUAAACUGCACUUCUGCAGAACUCAAGGAUCUCAAAACGGCUGCAUCUGUGGUUUAUCAACAGGGCUGUUUCUCUCUGAUGACCACAACGAUGGAGGCCAAUCUUGGAAUUAUUGCUGGAAUUUCUUUUGGAAUUGCGUUCUUCCAGGUCAUCGGGAUAUUCUUGGCCUGCUGCCUGUCUCGCUAUAUCACCAACAACCAAUAUGAAAUGGUGUAGUGAUUCUCCACCACAGGGUAUCAUCUGAAGAUCACAGAGGGCUGAACCUGACACAAAGGGAAACCAUUUAGUUUCAGUGUUGUUGUUGUUGUCUUUUGUGUGUGCGCCUUAGCUAAACAUUUCAUUUUAGAGAAUUUCUGACUGCUUUUUAAAGAGUAUUUCUUCUUGGUAAAUACAUUGAAGGGAAUUGACCCAUUCUGAAGGGAUAAAGUCAUUUUGCUUUUUGUUUUUUCUGGAGAGUAAAUGAAACCACGAUUAGAUACACCGAAGUUUGUAGUAAGUGCAUAAGCUUUAGCCAAUGUUAAACACUCAGUCAUGCAGUAAACAUCACCACUGUAUGCCUAGAUUUUUGUUUAAGGUGGUUUAACACAUGCCAAAAGUUUGAAUCUGCGCCCUGAAUGUUUGUUUUCUUGCGUCACGCCACCUUAAAGUUCAAAACUUGCCAAAUAGUUUUUCAGAGUGACUUGCUGAUAAUUUUAUCCACUCGAAUUGUUACAUAUCAUCAAUUGUUUGUAUCAUCACCGGUUCAUUCUCAAGAGCUAGUUUUAAUACAUCACGUCCAUUUCUGCUUCUGUGAAAAUGAUUUCUGUGCGGUGUUUAUUAAUGUAGCAGUGAUAGUGUUAAUUAUAAGGCUUUGGAUGUGCUCAACAGAACAUCGGUAGUGUGUCUUUAUCUGUGAAAUGUGAAUUGAGUUGUUGCCCAGGCUGAUCAGGUUACAAUAUUUAACAUGUACAUACAAAGCUAUCGACAUUAUACAUGCCGAGGUUGGAAAGUAUUUAAAGACAUCCUUGCAUUUGUGAGGAAAAUCAGGCGAUUUGUGUGUAAUCCAGAUUACGUUUGCGACUAUUACUCUUUUACUGUCACUCCAGCAUAUUCAUGCUCAUUCAUUUUUAUUGUGAGACCCUUUGUCAGCAUAUAGAUUUACUGUUUGGGCAUGUACAUGCUUAUAUUUUUGUGAAGACAGCAUUGUCAGCAUCCUGUUCUUUGUUUGUGUGCAACUGUAAUAUGCAUAGGAAUAAUAAACUGUUUUAUAUGAGCAUAUGA
This is a messenger RNA of Danio aesculapii, 1925 nucleotides long. It is a transcript of the gene tspan6, whose product is annotated as tetraspanin 7. Lineage: Eukaryota; Metazoa; Chordata; Actinopteri; Cypriniformes; Danionidae. Gene Ontology annotation, cellular component: membrane. The record is from RefSeq and is a predicted model, not a curated record. The coding region runs from base 126 to 881 and encodes 251 amino acids. The transcript is spliced from 8 exons.